Emys orbicularis (European pond turtle) is the source of this 1695-nucleotide messenger RNA. It is a transcript of the gene FANCC, whose product is annotated as FA complementation group C. The coding region runs from base 10 to 1695 and encodes 561 amino acids. Gene Ontology annotation, cellular component: Fanconi anaemia nuclear complex. Gene Ontology annotation, biological process: interstrand cross-link repair; cellular response to oxidative stress; nucleotide-excision repair. NCBI's taxonomy places the organism in Eukaryota, Metazoa, Chordata, Testudines, Emydidae. The record is from RefSeq and is a predicted model, not a curated record. The transcript has 14 exons.
GGGGAGGGGAUGGCCCAAGAUAAUGCUGUCCCUAAAUUGAGCUUUCAGUAUUGGCUGGAUAAGGCUGUUGAGUGGGGUCAAACCACCACUUUGGAAUCCCAGCAAGAUGUCUGCCUUCACUUGCCUAAAUUACAGGAGUUUCUACAGCAGAUUUAUGAACCCUUGAAACAUAUGAAUUCCACUACUGCAAUUCAGAGGUUCCCUUUAAUUGGUCAAUUACUAGGAAGACUUUGUUGGAAUCCCUUUGUUGUAGGAUAUGAUGAGAGCCAGAAAACUCUAAUGUGGUGCUUAUGUUGUCUGUACAGCAAUGAACCACAGAACCCUGUGGAAUUGAAGGCUAACAGCUGGAUACUGAGUUUGCUGUGCCAUCUCCUUUCUUCUUCUUCUGAAUGGGGAGCUAACGAAGCUGGUACUGGUACCUUUAUUUCUGCUCUUGGCUACACGUCUGCAGAUUACUAUUCUAAACUGGUUAAAAAUAUAGUCUUAUCAUUAGUGACAGAACUCAAAGGAAAUCAGUUUAAUGGACUUAACGUUCAAGGGAGAGUUUCAGAUAAUCAUGUAAAUGUAGUGUCCCUUUUCUGCGUCCCUCUUAUCACUUUGCCUGAUGUAACUCCUCUACUGGAAGCACUCCUUACCUAUCAUGGAGGUGGAUCGCAAGAGGUUCUCAGCUCAGAGUUUUUAGAAGCUGUGAAUGAGACAUUUUUAAAGAAGAAGAUUGCCCUCUCUGAAUCAGCUAUCCUAAGCUUGUGGCUUCGUCAUCUGCCUAGCCUUGAAAAAGCAACACUGCAUCUUUUUGGAAGGUUGAUUUCCACUCAAACAAGUUCACUGGAAGAGGUAGCGUGUAUCAUAAGAGAGUCAUUACUGCCACAAGCAGCAUGCCACCCUCCCAUCUUCAGAAUUGUUGAUGAAAUUUUCAAGAAUGCACUACUGGAAACCGGUGGAACGCCAGAAGUAAUGACCAUAAUACAGGUGUUUACACAGUGUUUUGUUCAAGCUCACCAGAAGGAUAACAAGCAGCAUAAAUUUCCUCUGAAGGCCUACUUUCCUCAUCAUCAUCAGCAUCUUGUAAUAGCCUUACUCAAACAUCCUUUUGAUUUGCCAGCUACGCUCUGGUCUCAACACCUGAAAUACAUUACUGACAUGCUUAAAGCAAUAAUAGAAGAUAAAAGCAUUAGAUCUUACACUGACCUCUUUGAGAGCUGGUUUUUGUUUGUUCAUUUUGGAGAAUGGGCUGAUAUCGCUGUAGAGCAGUUGCUGAAGUCUGAAGAUGAAUCCGCAGAUACUUUUCUGUGGCUGCUGGCAUUUUACUACAAUCCACACAAUGAUAAAGAGCAGAGGACUCAAAUUCUGGUAGAAGCUCGAGCAGUGUAUGAUCGUCUGAUGAUGCUCUUCAGCUGUACAACCCUCUCCAUCACAGAUCUGCAGGCUGCAGCUAGCACUAAAACAGAUAAAAGGCAACCUUGCACCAAACACCUUGUCAGGCAUCUUCUGAUUAGUUUUUUGCUCUUUUCUUCUGGUGGACACAAGAUUGCCCAAGAGUUUAUUUCGCAUGUGAUACUGGCAAGCAAUACAACCAAUGAAGUUUUUGGCCUUCUUAUACGUACUGCCUACAGGUUUAACCAACUUGGAUUAAAAAACCAAAGGGCUGUGAAGCUGGUGAAUGAACUUCUUCAAGAACUAAGGUUUAUGGAUUAG